AUGAGUCCGCUAGCUCCUCUCAAAGUCGCCAUUGCGGGAUGCAGCGGGCGCAUGGGCAAGCGGCUCCUCGCGCUGGCUGGCGCGGAUCCUAACUUGCAAUACGUGGGUGGCGUGCGGUCGUCGGCUGGGAAGAAUUCCGACUCACAAUCAACGAAUUGGCAGCAAUCUGCAAAUGCGGCGAACGUAACAAACGUCUACGCCUCCCUGGACGAGCUGAUCGACAAAAGCGGCCACAAACCCGCAGUCGUUGUGGACUUCAGCAAACCCGAUGGAACGAUGGCACUUGUGCCAGCGUGUGUGCGCCACGGCGUCUCUUUGGUCAUCGGCACGACCGGCUUUACCUCGCAGCAGCUAGAGGAGAUCGACGCUGCGGCGAAGAAAAUCCCGCUGUGCAUCGCGGCGAACUUCUCGCUCGGCGUCAACUUGCUGGUUCGGCUAGUCGGCGAGGUCGCCUCCAGUCUCGGCGAGGACUUUGAUAUCGAGCUCGUGGAGGCGCAUCACAACCGCAAGGUCGACGCCCCGAGCGGCACAGCUGUGGCUUUGCUGGACUCGAUUGCCAAGGCGACGGGGCGGACGACCUGCAACGGCCACGCCGACAGCGCAGGCGCCAGCGGAGAAAACCCCGGAGACAAGAUGGUGCUUGUCCACGGGCGCGAAGGGCGGGACGCGAAAAGAAGACGCGGAGAGGUCGGCGUGCACGCCCUGCGCAUGGGCAACGUAGUGGGCGAGCACAGCGUGAUGUACGCGAGCGACUUCGAGCGCAUCACGCUCAGCCACCACGCGGAAACGCGAGAUGUGUUUGCCUCCGGCGCUCUGCGCAUGGCGAAAUGGAUCGCGGGUCGGCCGAGCGGCAAAUACGAGGUCAGCGAUAUGCUUUUCGAGAGCGUCUCAAAGAAAUGA
This is a messenger RNA of Besnoitia besnoiti, 900 nucleotides long. Its product is annotated as dihydrodipicolinate reductase. The record is from RefSeq and is a predicted model, not a curated record. Gene Ontology annotation, cellular component: cytosol. The transcript is spliced from 3 exons. Gene Ontology annotation, molecular function: 4-hydroxy-tetrahydrodipicolinate reductase activity. Bases 1 to 900 code for a protein of 299 amino acids. NCBI's taxonomy places the organism in Eukaryota, Apicomplexa, Conoidasida, Eucoccidiorida, Sarcocystidae.